Fomitiporia mediterranea MF3/22 is the source of this 4169-nucleotide messenger RNA. RefSeq lists its product as uncharacterized. The transcript has 11 exons. Gene Ontology annotation, molecular function: protein binding. Lineage: Eukaryota; Fungi; Basidiomycota; Agaricomycetes; Hymenochaetales; Hymenochaetaceae. Bases 10 to 4017 code for a protein of 1335 amino acids. The record is from RefSeq and is a predicted model, not a curated record.
CUGUCCACCAUGUCACUUGUUCGAAAGAAGCCCUCGAAGGAGCUCGUGGACGACGUUGCUCCUCAGGCAGUUCAUGUUCGAAGCAUCCAAGUCGACUACAAGGAUGUCCAGAGGAAACGUCCUGUCACAGUCGAGAUCAAGACCGACAGUGAAAUGUUGCAUCGAUCGUGCCGAUAUGGACGGAACGAAGCCAUCGAUUGGAAUCCAGAUAUACAAGUUGCGCUUGGAAUUCAGCUUGUCAUUGUUAUCCGAGAAUGUCGUCAACUUCAUUCAGACAAGGAAAUUGUAAUUCCGAUCAUAAUCACUGAUGAUCUAAUCAUGAAGCCAAUUCUUGACAUCGAUGAGCCCAAUGGCAAGAAGAUAUCUUUGAGAAUCUAUUUUGAAGCAGCUGGACCGUUUAUCGAUUUAAUACGUCGCCUUGUGGAAACGUCUCAGAGCAAGUUAGGAAGCAUGAAAGAGUUCAUGAAGAAUGUUGGGAAGGCAUGCGAAGUCCUAAACUAUAUUGUCAACACCAUGGAGCUUGCAUCUGGUACGCAUCCCAGUGUUGGUACAGCAGUGUCAGCUGUGCGAGAACUUUAUGAGAAAUGCAAGGAUGUAAAGGAGUGUUAUGAGGCAGCAGCAUCUCUGAUGGCGGACGUAGCGUCCUUCCUCCCCUUUGUCGAAGUUCCUCAAGCUCGGACAAGGUCUAACAUUUCCAAUGAGACUGCUGACAAAAUCCUUGAGCUUUUCGAGAAAAUUUCAAGAAUGUUAAUCGAGUAUUCGGACAAUACAGCGAUAGGAAUCUUUUUACGGAGCCGGAUUGAUGAUGUGGACGCUUACAAAGAGGAGCUCAGACGAUUGAAGGAGACAUUCGAUUGGUGUAUAAAGACCGAAGUGUGGAAAGCAGUCUUAACGACAGAGAAGCACACUGAAGCACUUGUUCUUGACAAGCUACAACCAGUUAUGCAAGCAUUUUAUGAGCGAGAGAAGACCUGUUCUGAAAGGACCAGAAAAGAGACUCUUCAGGCAAUAGAAGAUUGGUCGACAUCCGACUUAAAACUGCUUUGGCUCCAUGGACCUGGAGGUGCUGGAAAAUCAGCCAUCGCGCACACAGUCGCACAACGAUUCCGCGAACAGAAGCGCCUCGCAGGCUGCUUCUUCUGCAACAAAAAUGACGCGAAUGCGAAACUUCGAGACGCAAAGAGCAUCAUGCCAACGAUUGCAAGUCAAUUUGCUUCAUGGCAUGCUGACUAUCGGUCCAUCGUUGUUACUAUGCUUGAGGGCCAAGGAAACUUCGACCUGCAUGCAGGGUUGCAAGACCAAUUUGAUCUCCUUGUGAAGCAGCCCAUUGCUCUGUCGUCCGCUCAUAUGCCUCCGAAGCAUAGGCCGCUGAUCAUCAUUCUGGACGCACUUGAUGAGUGCUGCGAAUCUCAAAGCUCUCGACGUUACUUAGCUAAAUUCGUCAAAGACAUCGCCAAUGUCGCACCAUGGCUUAAGGUUUUCGUUAGUAGCAGGAAGCUUCCAGAGCUCGAAGACUGUUUCGGGGACAGUGAUUUUAAACAUAUCGACAUAAGCAAUCCACUGGUCGAUUUGGGGUACGAUGUAGCGGCGUACGUGAAGUUUUGUUUGGGUAACAAGAAAUGCUCCAACGACCAUAUCGACUUGCACGAGUUCAAAGCACACCAGCUCCUUGCUAGGAUUAGGGCAGCAUUUAUGACCUUAGAUCCAGGCGUGGACGUUGAUUUUCUUGAUUCAAUGUCUGGCCAGGCCAUUGUUGACAAUCUUCUCCGCAUUACUAUGGAGAGUAUUGUGGGGAGACGAGAGAGUCUAGUUUCUGAUGAGGAGACAAUGCCUGCAGCUCGAGCUGUGCUUUCACUUAUAAUCCGCACAGGUCCAGAAUGGUCAUUAACAGGAGACAUGAUCCUAUUUUGCCUGCAAGACGAUUUACCCAAAUUCACAGCCCAGACUCUCAAUACUGUUUUAGCUGCUGUCCGACCCUUACUGUACACAGGCAAUAAUGGCACAAUUCAAACUUCCUUUCCGAAAGACAUGGUCCGGGAUUAUGUGGAUAAUCAAGGCUCUUCCGGUCGCUUCUGGGUUGACCCGAGCGUGGCCCACAUGAACUUGGCCCAUGGAUGCUUCCACGUCUUACAUAUGCAGCUUAAGUUCAAUAUAUGCAGCCUGGAGUCGUUACAUCUAAAAAACGAAGAUGUUCCAUACUUGAGCUCGGUAGUCGAGGCGAAGAUUCCCGAGAGCCUCCGAUACAGCAGUUUGUACUGGAUGUACCAUGUUUUGCAAGCGGAAAACGACCGAGAAUUGCGAAGUCCUGUAGUAGAGCUGCUUUGCUCACCCAGGGCAUUAUUUUGGAUUGAAGUCCUAGUCUUAUUAGGCUCUCUCGAAAAGGCAAAGGGAAUUCUAUUACAGUGUAUUGAUCGUUUUAAGGAAGUAGACGAGAUCGCUCAUGCUGCGACCGAACUGCAUGGCUUCAUUUCUGCCUUUCACGACGCGAUUGCUGUCAGCACGUCUCACCUGUACGUCUCUGCGUUGAUGUGGUUCCAACCGGACUCCCUGGUAGUGCAAUGCGCGAGUGACGCUUUCAUGGGACGAAAGUCACCUCUGUCUGACGACCCUCCCCAGCACAUACCUCUGGCGAAUACCUCCAAGAGCACCUUGUUGAAGAAAGUCAACAUCUCACGUCUCAAAGGAGACACAAGGAAUAUACGGGAGGCUAAAUACACGCCAGACAGAAGAAAAAUCGUCUCCUACUUGGAUAACGGCAUGCUGCAGAUAUGGGACACCAAAAGCGGAGAAGCCAUCGGCGAGCCUUUUGAAUAUCACGUGCCUGCAAUACAUGCCAUCGCCUACUCGCCCGAUGGCAGCAGAAUAGUGUUGGGCUAUGACGAUGGAAAACUGCGAAUUUGGGAUGCACAUACUGGUUCACUCGUUAUUGAGUCUCAGCAGCGUCACAGAUACGGGAUCAGCUCCAUUGCAUAUUCACCCGAUGGGACCAGAAUCGUGUCUGGCUCUGAUGACGAGACACUGAGAAUGUGGGACGCACAGAGUGGCGCGUGCGUUGGUGAGCCUCUCACUUGUCACACUGACUGGGUGAAUGCUGUCGCAUACGCCCCAGACGGGCGUAGAAUCGUGUCUGGCUCUUACGAUGGAACGUUGCGGAUCUGGGACGCACAGAACGGCGCACUAGUCGGCGGGUCUAUCAGUGGACACAAGGACUCGAUUUUUGCUGUUGCGUACGCUCCGGACGGCAGCAGGUUUGUGUCAGGCUCCAAGGACAAUACUCUGCGAAUAUGGGAUGUGCAGAGCGGUGAGCCUAUCGGCGAGCCCCUCAAGGGUCACAUCGACUGGGUCAGGAGCGUUGCUUACUCCCCGGACGGGACAAGGAUUGUGUCUGGCUCCGAUGACGGUACACUGCGGGUCUGGGACGCACGAAGCGGCACGCCGGUUGGUGAGCCUCUCAGCGGCCAUAGUGGCUGGGUCUGGGGCGUUGCAUACGCUCCAGACGGGAGCAGAAUCGUCUCCGGGUCCCACAACAAGACGCUGCGAGUGUGGGACGCACAUUCCGGAGAACCCAUUGGCGAGCCUCUCAGCGGUCACGAGAGCUGGGUCGUGUCUGUCGCGUACUCUCCUGACGGGAACAGGAUUGCUUCUGGAUCUUGGGACGGAACGAUACGAAUUUGGGAUGCUCACACUGGCGCUUGUAUCAAGACGAUGUUCCCUUAUGAAAGUCGAUGGGAUCCCGAUGCACAGUGCUUCUUAACAGUCGCCAGCAACCUCCGUACUUUUUUCAUCGCACAUACCACCAAUCCAUCCACUAUCCCAGACGACGGCUGGGUUCGAACACUGGAUGGCAGCCUAUUUCUGUGGGUCCCUCUCGAACAUCAACGCAGCAUAUGCCAUACAGGCCAAGUCCGCAUUCCGAACAACAAGGAUGGAAAGGUCAUGUACAUGGACUGGACGAAGAUUCCUCAUGGGAAGGACUGGGCGAAGAUCAUGAGUGUUAAAGGAUCGGAUAAAGAUUAGUUGAUGUUGUUUCUGUCAUUCAGAUGGUAUUUUUUUGGUCUUAUUGCUUGUGCUUUCUCUGUGUUCAUGAAUCCGAAUUGGUUUCAUCAUUUAUGUAAACUUGUUUUACUCAGAAAAGAUCAUUUCAACGAGGUAAUCCAACUUUGAACGAU